AAUGUGGUGUGAACGUUAGUAAACUACGCAGCACAAUGUGGACGAAGCUCCACGUUUCGUUCCCCAAAAGAGCUGUCUCUGCAUAAAGACUUUGCGGAUCUUCUGCUUAUAUCAUCCCUCUCCAGCUUUCGCUUAUCAAACAGAAAUAUCCUCCCCAGCCUUCCAUCUCGCCGGUGCUCAUCUUGUCUUGCACUUCACCCUGAAAAAGAGGAGAAGGAUAACCAAAGGGAAAAGAAGAAAGACAAAAGAAAGGGAGAGAAUUGUACCAAGUAGCAUGGCGGGCGGCAGCGGAUCCAGCAACGAGAGUUCUCUGGAGUACACGCCGACAUGGGCGCUAGCGGUGGUUUGCUUCUUGUUCAUAUCGACCUCCCUCGUUCUCGAGCGCCUCAUCCAUCUCCUCACACACUGGCUCAAGAGACACCGGAAGCGUGCCUUGACGGAGGCGGUUGAGAGACUUAAAUCCGAGUUGAUGCUGCUAGGGUUCGUAUCGCUGCUCUUAGCGGUGACCCAAGAAUCGAUAUCAAACAUCUGCAUCUCUGCCAAGCUCGCAGACACCAUGCUUCCUUGUAAGAAGCAAAAUUCGACGUCUGUCGAAACGACGGAGAAAUUCCAAGUCGAGCGCUUCUUGGGAGAGAUGGUAAUGACAGCAGCCGCUGUGAACUUGUCGAUGGUGGUCGACGGAGCUGCAUAUCGGAAACUUCUAUGGCUUCCAUGGCGGCAACUGGCAGAUGACGAAGACACGACAACGGCAACAACUACAAACAGCACGGCCACCGAUCCUUGCAGCUCAAAGGGGAAGGUGUCAUUGGUGACCCAAGAAGGGAUGCAGCAGCUCUCGAUCUUCAUCUUCGUGUUGGCGGUAAUGCAGAUUGCGUACAGUGUGAUCGCCCUGGGUUUGGGCAGAUUAAAGAUGAGGCGUUGGGAAGCUUGGGAAAAAGAAACUCAAACUACCGAGUAUCUGGUCGCCAAUGAUCCAAAUAGAUUCAGAUUCACAAGACAAACAACUUUUGGAAGACGGCACAUGACGACUUGUUCCGACACAUCCAUCAAUUUAUGGAUCAAAUGCUUUUUCAGACAAUUCUUUCGCUCUGUCGCGAAAGUCGAUUACCUCACCCUCAGACACGGUUUCAUCUCGGCUCACUUAUCGGCUCGCCAUAAUAAUUUCAAUUUCCAAAGGUACAUACAGCGGUCUUUAGAGGAAGACUUCAAGGUUGUGGUCAGCAUAAGCCCCGUGAUGUGGUUCGUGGUCGUCAUAUUCAUGCUUGUCGAUGUCCAUGGGUGGAAUGUCUAUCUCUGGGUCUCUUACGUCCCGCUCCUGUUGGUGUUGGUGGUCGGGACCAAACUGGAAGUGAUCGUGGCGAGAAUGGCUCUGCAGAUGAAGAACCAGAACAGCGUGAUCAUCGGCACCCCGCUGGUUCGGCCGAAUGACGACCUCUUCUGGUUCGGCCAUCCCAAAUUCGUCCUCACGCUUCUUCACUACACUCUUUUCGUGAAUGCGUUCGAACUCGCGUUCUUCAUUUGGGUCACGGUACAAUUCGGGGUGGGAUCCUGCUACCAUGAGCACACCGUGAUCCUUGUGACAAGAGUGGUGUUGGCGGUUGCAGUUCAAGUGAUUUGCUGCUACAUCACUCUUCCCCUGUAUGCGCUUGUCACGCAGAUGGGUUCGCACUUCAAAGGCAAAGUCCUGGAUGAGCAAAUGGCAAACAUAAUAAAGCAAUGGCAUGCCGAAGUGAGGGAGAGAAGGAACAACAGCCAUAAACUGGAACAAUCCUUCUUUCAAUCCCCGCGGACUUCUCUGUCUCUCGAGUCGAACCACUCGAGGGCUAGCCCCGCCACGAAUUUCGACCCUCCACGGUCGUCUUUCGGGGCCGCCAGGAGGGCGCUGGACCAUAGCACUCCCUCCUCGAGUAGUCACGCUAAAGGAGAGAUCACGGAGGAAGAAUUCAACGAGGAUUACGAUUUGAGAAUCAGAGAGGAAGGCUCUUCCAGGGGCAUUUCUCGGGCUUCCGUGUUGGAAAUGCCGUCGUUUAGGCAGUGAUGGCGUCGGAAAAUUGAAGAGCCAACGAUGGAUGAGUAUUUGUUUUACAACUGGGCAUGUAGAAGAAGAUGCGCGCGAAUCGGGCCUUUGCAGGACAGCUACUUGGCGAUGGCAUCGUUGCGCAUUAGAGUCACCAGACGGGAUAUAAAUGCCAUACAGGAGGACAGAUCUAUUUAGAUCUUUCGGCCACCGUGUACAUCAAUUUCAGUAGAAUACAUAUACAGUAACAGGAGUUGGACGAUUUAUUCCAGCCUACCAGGGAUAUGUAGCUAAACGACAUAUAGAGAAGCAAUAUACACACGACUCGGUCAAUGUUUAUCUACUCAUAUCAUCAUCAGCUAACAUGUGCAAGGUUUAAUGGUUGAACUGUGAACGCGUCGUUAAAAGCAUGAUUAGCGUCAUAUCUGUGCAUGACCAAAGUGAUCUUUCUUGAAUGUUAGCUUGAGAUCAUUAGGUGAAAAUCUGUUGGUAUAUGCCUAAGAAUCCUGCCAC
This is a messenger RNA of Eucalyptus grandis, 2530 nucleotides long. Its product is annotated as MLO-like protein 3. Gene Ontology annotation, biological process: defense response. Bases 275 to 2038 code for a protein of 587 amino acids. The record is from RefSeq and is a predicted model, not a curated record. Lineage: Eukaryota; Viridiplantae; Streptophyta; Magnoliopsida; Myrtales; Myrtaceae. The transcript has 15 exons. Gene Ontology annotation, cellular component: membrane.